AUGUUGUCUCUCUACAUGUUCGUGAUGGCUCUUCUGGUCGUCAUCGAAUUAUCCGUAGGAAUUGCCAUCUUCGUAACCAAGUCUCGCGUACUGAGCCUGAUCACGCAGUCUCUGCGUUCUGCGGAGUCCGUGUACAGUAGCGACCACGUCGCAGCUCUCGCCUGGGAUUCCGUACAGCGUGGCUGGAGAUGCUGCGGCCUUUAUCGAUACGACGAAUGGUUCCGUUACUUGGGCAGGUCUUCUCUUCCCCGCUCUUGCUGUGUUCGCUACAGCUCCGACUGCGGUAACGACGCCGUCCAAACCGGUAACUUCUACCAGACCGGCUGUGCUAGUGCCCUAUCUCAAUGGGCUUAUAAAGCAGAAAUCACUACCGCGGUUCUCACUACGUUCCUGAUGUCGCUACAACUCCUCUCUCUGCCUUUGGCUCGACGCUACCAACGGAUUCUUCAUUAG
Acanthosepion pharaonis is the source of this 453-nucleotide messenger RNA. NCBI's taxonomy places the organism in Eukaryota, Metazoa, Mollusca, Cephalopoda, Sepiida, Sepiidae. The record is from the annotation of a GenBank genome assembly.